Messenger RNA from Penicillium brevicompactum, 861 nucleotides. RefSeq lists its product as uncharacterized. Bases 1 to 861 code for a protein of 286 amino acids. The transcript is spliced from 2 exons. Gene Ontology annotation, biological process: ubiquinone biosynthetic process. NCBI's taxonomy places the organism in Eukaryota, Fungi, Ascomycota, Eurotiomycetes, Eurotiales, Aspergillaceae. The record is from RefSeq and is a predicted model, not a curated record. Gene Ontology annotation, molecular function: lipid binding. Gene Ontology annotation, cellular component: mitochondrial inner membrane.
AUGGCUCACCUCACUCGCAUGACAAAGAGGGUCAUCAACCCCUCGGCCCUUAGCCUCGUCCGGCCAACAAUCAUAUUGGCUACCACAUCCCACUCAUUCAACCGCACACCUCGAACACCCCAAACUCAACAAGUCAUUACCCCCCGCCGAAGCUACCACUCAACCCUCCACCCCCGCCUCCCAGACCAUGAAUACACAAACUCGCAAACCGUAAUCCUCACCGCCGCCCUAUCCCACGUACCAAUCCACGGCUUCACAUCAAAAGCCCUAACCCUCGGCGCCCGCGACGCAGGAUUCCUCGACGUCUCCGUGCAGCUCCUCCCACGCGGCGAAUUCGACCUCAUUCUCUUCUGGCUAGCCAGCCGACGCGGCAUCCUCCGCGGCAAAGUCGAAGAAGGCAGCUUAUUCCGACGGAUCGCAGGCGAGAAAGGCAAAGAUGUCUUCGAGCUUAGCUCCGAGGAGCGAGUACGCGGACUACUAAUGGAAAGAUUGCGCAUGAACAAAGAAGUCAAGGACGUCUGGCAAGAUGCUCUUGCGCAAAUGUCGCUUCUUUCUAAUAUCCCACUGUCACUGGGUGAAUUGCACGCUCUUGCGUCUGAUAUUCUGACGCUGGCUGGAGACGAUGCUGUCGAUGCGACUUGGUAUACGCGCCGCUUGGCGGUGUCUGCGAUCUAUGCUAGUGCGGAGGUUGUGAUGACGCGCGACCCGACGGCGGAUCUUGUGGAGACGGCGGCGUUCGUGGAUCGUCGAUUCGAGGAUCGUAAGGCGAUUGCUGAUAAACUCACUGGCAUUGGGCAAUAUGCUGGGUUCGGUUGGAAUACUGCCGUUGGACUUGGCCGGAGCUGGGGGCUUAAGAUCUGA